AUGCGGGCAUUGAUACUGGUUACGUUACUGCACGCAGCUUCUUGUCUAGUUGUUCCUCUGGAUAAUUCAAACAUAGAUGGAAUUUUGAGCAAUAAUGAAGUAGUUUUUGUUAACUUUUAUGCGGACUGGUGUCGUUUCUCUCAGCAGCUGAAGCCAAUAUUUUUGGAAGCCAGUGAACUUUUUGCUAAUCAAGAAGCUGGCAAAGUAGUUUGGGCGUCAGUAGAUGCAGAUCGUCAGCCCGCCAUUACUACUAAAUAUCAUGUCAACAAGUAUCCAACUUUGAAACUUUUCCGCAACGGAGAGAUCAUCAAGAAAGAAUAUAGAAGUCGGCGCUCGGUAGAUGCCUUAUCGGAUUUCGUCACCAAGCAACUUGCUUCAAGUUUGAAAACUGUUGAGAAUCCUGAAGAUUUGAAGCAGAAGCUAGAGGCUUCAAAAAGAACAGUGGUAGGUUUGUUCCCAGCGUUGGAAGGUGCAGCUUAUGAUAAUUUCAAGAAAAUAGCAUCCAUCCUGCGCGAAGAUUGUAAUUUCUUUGCUGGACAGAACCCUGGCUUUGCCGCUCAGUUGAACCAGGGUGCCAAAGUAGCUUUCAGACCUUCUAAUUAUUAUUCUGGAGACUUGGGUAACUUGGAUCAGUUAAAAUCAUGGGUUAGCGAGCAUUGUAUCCCUCUUGUCAGGGAAAUCACUUUCGAGAACGCCGAAGAACUAACCGAGGAAGGUCUACCAUUCCUCAUUCUCUUCAAGCAUCCUGACGACAAUCAAAGUGAAAAAGUAUUCAGUGACGCUGUAAUCAGAGAGAUUCCUGAUCAAAAGGCUACCGUCAAUUGCUUGAUAGCCGAUGGUAAAAAGUUUGCUCAUCCACUUCAUCAUUUGGGAAAAUCAGAGAAUGACUUGCCUGUUAUAGCUAUCGACUCUUUCAGACACAUGUAUUUAUUCCCUAACACUAAUGAUUUGACAGUAUCAGGAAAGUUAAGACAGUUUGUACUUGAUUUACACAGUGGAAAGUUGCAUCGAGAAUUUCAUCAUGGCCCAGACCCAGUGCAACCUGCAAUCGAAAACCAACAGGAUCCUUCCGAAACGCAGCCACCUCCAAGUGUUUUUGAGAAAUUGAAACCAUCUCAUAAUAGGUAUACAUUGCUUGAUAAGGAUGAGUUGUAG
Auanema sp. JU1783 is the source of this 1155-nucleotide messenger RNA. The record is from the annotation of a GenBank genome assembly. NCBI's taxonomy places the organism in Eukaryota, Metazoa, Nematoda, Chromadorea, Rhabditida, Rhabditidae.